This is a messenger RNA of Zychaea mexicana, 546 nucleotides long. RefSeq names its product F/Y rich C-terminus-domain-containing protein. The annotation marks the transcript as partial. Gene Ontology annotation, cellular component: nucleus. Gene Ontology annotation, biological process: regulation of cell cycle. The record is from RefSeq and is a predicted model, not a curated record. NCBI's taxonomy places the organism in Eukaryota, Fungi, Mucoromycota, Mucoromycetes, Mucorales, Lichtheimiaceae. The transcript has a single exon.
AUGAGCAGCACAGUCUCAGCAUCGGCACCGCCCAAACGGUCGAAAAUGUCACGCGCAGUGACCAAGACACGUCGCGUGCAACCUGUCGACCGGGACGAAAAUGGAAAUGUCAAAUUACCCCAGCAAAUUGGUGUCCUGACCGUCGUCAAGCUGGGCAAGAUCGUCCAUGACCGCGAUGCAUUCCACAACGAGCGCUACAUUUUCCCAGUCGGAUUCACGGUUGAACGGACCUAUCCAAGCAUGAUUAACCCACACAGCAACACGAGCAUUGUGUCUACCAUCUUGGACGGUGGCGACGGGCCCCGGUUUCAUAUUGUUGCAGCAGACAUGCCGGACCAACCCAUCAUUGCCAACUCGGCCACCGGCGCUUGGACGGUCGUGGUCCGGCGCAGUAACGAGAUCCGUCACCGCGAGCAUUCCAAUUCAGCCAGUGGGCCCGACUAUUAUGGCUUCAAGCAUCCAACCAUCGCCAAGAUGAUCCAGGAUCUGCCCAAUGCUGAUAAAUUGCGCUACUAUGUACGCCAAAAUUUUGAGGAAAUGGAACCG